UCGACGGCCGGCAGGCAGCUUCGGGGCCUGACGGGAUUGUGGCGGUCUUCUCUCCCAACUCGGAAGCUGCGGCUACCUCCAGACGCUCUCAAGAUGGCGACCUCUCUGGGUUCCAACACCUACAACAGGCAGAACUGGGAGGAUGCGGACUUCCCUAUUCUGUGCCAGACGUGUCUUGGAGAAAACCCAUAUAUCCGAAUGACCAAAGAAAAGUACGGGAAGGAAUGCAAAAUCUGUGCCAGGCCGUUCACAGUGUUUCGUUGGUGCCCCGGGGUCCGCAUGCGUUUCAAGAAGACUGAAGUUUGCCAGACCUGCAGUAAAUUGAAGAAUGUCUGUCAGACCUGCCUCUUGGACCUAGAGUAUGGCUUGCCCAUCCAGGUUCGUGACGCAGGAUUGUCUUUUAAGGAUGACAUGCCAAAGUCCGAUGUCAACAAAGAAUACUAUACACAGAAUAUGGAGCGAGAAAUUUCUAACUCUGAUGGAACACGGCCAGUUGGCAUGUUGGGGAAGGCCACAUCCACCAGUGACAUGCUGCUCAAACUGGCCCGGACCACGCCCUACUACAAAAGAAAUCGGCCCCACAUUUGCUCCUUCUGGGUGAAAGGAGAAUGUAAGAGAGGAGAGGAGUGUCCAUACAGACAUGAGAAGCCAACAGAUCCAGAUGACCCCCUUGCUGAUCAAAACAUUAAAGACCGAUAUUAUGGAAUCAAUGACCCUGUGGCAGAUAAACUUUUAAAGCGGGCAUCAACAAUGCCUCGUCUGGACCCACCAGAGGACAAGACUAUCACCACACUGUAUGUUGGUGGUCUGGGCGAUACCAUUACUGAGACAGAUCUAAGAAAUCACUUCUACCAGUUUGGAGAGAUCCGGACAAUCACUGUUGUGCAGAGACAGCAGUGUGCUUUCAUCCAGUUUGCCACAAGGCAGGCUGCAGAAGUGGCUGCUGAGAAGUCCUUUAACAAGUUGAUCGUCAAUGGCCGCAGGCUCAACGUGAAAUGGGGAAGGUCCCAAGCAGCCAGAGGAAAAGAAAAGGAGAAGGACGGAACCACAGACUCUGGAAUCAAGCUAGAGCCCGUUCCAGGGCUACCAGGAGCUCUUCCUCCUCCUCCUGCCGCAGAAGAAGAGGCCUCAGCCAACUACUUCAACCUACCCCCCAGCGGUCCUCCAGCCGUGGUGAACAUCGCCCUGCCACCCCCGCCUGGUAUUGCCCCGCCCCCACCCCCAGGUUUUGGGCCACACAUGUUCCACCCAAUGGGACCACCCCCUCCUUUCAUGAGGGCUCCAGGACCAAUCCACUAUCCUUCUCAGGACCCUCAGAGGAUGGGAGCUCAUGCCGGGAAACACAGCAGCCCCUAGCACAUUAUCACCACUCUGGGGCUCUACAGAAGAGAGGGCGCUUAAAAAUCCCAGUAAAUGAAUCUUGGAAUAAAUAUAUUUUUCCUUCCUUUGUAGUUUCCAUGAUAGCGGAAUGUAUUCAGAUGUGGGCAGUUGGAGAACAACAGCCAUGC
Globicephala melas (long-finned pilot whale) is the source of this 1508-nucleotide messenger RNA. It is a transcript of the gene RBM22, whose product is annotated as RNA binding motif protein 22. NCBI's taxonomy places the organism in Eukaryota, Metazoa, Chordata, Mammalia, Artiodactyla, Delphinidae. The record is from RefSeq and is a predicted model, not a curated record. Gene Ontology annotation, cellular component: U2-type catalytic step 2 spliceosome; Prp19 complex; U2-type catalytic step 1 spliceosome. Gene Ontology annotation, molecular function: U6 snRNA binding; metal ion binding; pre-mRNA binding.